AUGGCCGACGCAGCCCCUACUCAAGACAGGUCGUUCCUCCGGCGACUCGCGACGGCUACUCAACCAGCCUUGACGCGCAUUGCCCAUGGGUCGGCACCCUUCAUAACGACGUUCGCUCUCAUACAUCUCACCGCGCCAGUGAUGGCGAAUCUUGGGGGAACUUCGCUGGCUUCACAGGUUAUGUUACUCGGGCGGGAGUACUAUCAAACGCCUUGGGGGGAGAAAUACCUCGUGCUCGCCCCUCUUGUCAUACAUCCCCUAUCUGCCCUCCUGAAGCGUGUCCUUGCACCCAGACCAGCUCGCCGUCUCACCAGUAUUCUGAGUAUCACGGGGUACACAGCUGUCGUCGUCGUAGCCCUUCAUUUCUUCGCCCACCGAAUCGCUCCCUCGGAUCCAUCCCCUCCUAUCCUCUCCGUGGGCCCAUCAGAACUUGAUUACGAGUACGUCAAGUACGCCCUCCACGAAUGGCCCGUGCGGAGUUUCUUAGGCUACAUCGGCCUUACCGCCGUUGUUGCGUGGCACGCCGCCGAAGGGAUGGCAAUCAUCUGGAAUACCUGGCUGCGCCCGUCCCUUGGGGCCCUGCCCCAGAGCCGAAAACAGCGCAUCGUUGGCGCUCUCGCAGGCGUGCUCCCUGUGGCGACCGGUCUGUACUUCAUGUGGAAGGAGCCGCUCAUGGUAUUCUCCUCGCACGCCGCCAGAUUCAAGGCGGCGUUUACACAGUCGAUAUUCUUCCAAUUCUGA
Molecule: messenger RNA, 741 nt
Organism: Dichomitus squalens LYAD-421 SS1
Lineage: Eukaryota; Fungi; Basidiomycota; Agaricomycetes; Polyporales; Polyporaceae
Exons: 2
Coding region: 1-741 (246 amino acids)
Biological process (GO): lipid homeostasis
Cellular component (GO): membrane
Source: RefSeq, a predicted model, not a curated record